Molecule: messenger RNA, 5578 nt
Organism: Gadus morhua (Atlantic cod)
Lineage: Eukaryota; Metazoa; Chordata; Actinopteri; Gadiformes; Gadidae
Gene: elk1
Product: ETS transcription factor ELK1
Exons: 11
Coding region: 674-2419 (581 amino acids)
Biological process (GO): regulation of transcription by RNA polymerase II; cell differentiation
Cellular component (GO): nucleus
Molecular function (GO): DNA-binding transcription factor activity, RNA polymerase II-specific; sequence-specific DNA binding
Source: RefSeq, a predicted model, not a curated record
GGCUGCUGCUGGCUAGAGCGCAGCGAGGGGGCGUUCUGUCAAAACAGGAAGUGAGGAGGAAAACCAGUUAUAUUUUAAUGUUUUUAAUAUUUAAUACAAUAAGUUAAGAACUUAAGAGAUUGGUCCGUGACCAGAGUAAAAGCAGCCAGGGCUCUGACAGCAUACCCGGGCUCUCCUCUGGACGGUGCAGCGUUGCUGGGAGGUGGGAGUCUGAGCAGAAGGCUUAACGUUAGCACGGGAACGGCUAUCUAGGUGCUGUUAUCACGGGAAGGUAGGGGCUAAGUAGCUGGUGUUAGCACGGGAAGCUAACGGCUAGUAGCUGGUGUUGUGGACCGACCACCACUAACGGAGACCCUCCGAGAGGGGAAGACCACCGCCUCGGGUACGGCCCUUCAGCUCCGAGACGAACCCUUCUUAGCUAGCAUCUGGUUGCUAGUUAGCCUCGGCUGCUAUCGGCGCCGUGGAGCCAGGCAUGGAGGGGGCGAUGGUCUCCACCUGCAGCCGGGAUCAGCGCCUCCAGCUCGGCGGCGGAGCGGACGUCCUCCGCCCCUGACUCCUGACGCCUGACUGCUGCUGCUGCAAUUUUGGGAAUCGUCAUGAUUUAUCGAUGUGAUUAAGUUUGUUUUAUUAUUAUUCGCAAGGCACUGGUAUGAAAUAAUAUAAUCUGGAGAAGAUGGAUUCAAACCCGCUGAUCAAUGCCAUGGACCCCUCCAUCACCCUGUGGCAGUUCCUGCUCCUCCUUCUGGACGACGCCAGCCAGCGCCACCUGAUCACCUGGACGGGGGAGGACGGGGAGUUCAAGCUGCUGGACGCAGAGGAGGUGGCCCGCCUCUGGGGCCUGCGCAAGAACAAAAACAACAUGAACUACGACAAGCUGAGCCGCGCCCUCAGAUACUACUACGACAAGAACAUCAUCAAGAAGGUGAGCGGCCAGAAGUUUGUUUAUAAGUUUGUGGGCCAGCCGGACAACCUGCUGCUGGACGUGCUGAGGGGGGGAGACGAGAAGCGGGACCCCUUGGACCCCAACAGCCAAUCCAAGAGCCCCGGGGAAGGGGCAAACAGCUGUCCAUCAAAGGGCCUGAUGCAGCGCACGUCGCCUAGCAACACCCAGAAGAGCUGUCGUAACGACUACAUGAAGUCAGGGCUGUACUCCACCUUCACCAUCCAAUCCCUGCAAAACGCUCCUCCGGCUCGGCCAAUCAAAGCAGAGCUGCUCCUCUCACAGGAACCCUCUGCUAAGGCAACCAGGACGCUGAGAGAGGUGGGUGUGCUUUCAGAGUCCUCCCAGCCACUAGGGGCAGCCAGUGGAGAAGGUCUUCAGGUGAUGGUGAGCCAGUGCUCUCCAGUCCCCACCCCAGCCCCGGCCCCCAGCCCCCAGCUUGCCGCCAGCAGCACCGCCCGCACCCAGACUGCUGCUCCUCCUCCUCCUCCUCCUCCUCCUCCUCUCUCCGAGCCCCCCCACAUCUACCUGACCAGCGUCACAGACUCCCUCACCCCGCUCCUCCCCCUGGCUUCUCCGCCCAGGACCUCUCCCCUCCCUCCGGCGGUGGACGAGAGGGUCGGCACGCCUCCUCCUCCCCCCACUCCGGUCUUUGUCGUCAUUAAGUCUGCUCCUCCUCAGCACCAGGCUGCCAUGGCGACCGGGCCUUCCACCGCUGCCCCUCCCCUUAUGGUGGCUCCUCCCCCGGUCAUCAAGGAGGAGAUCCUGCCCUCCGAGGAGGAGCUGCUGGGGAUGGUGACCCUGGAGGAGAAGGAGGAGGAGUGCGGAGCAGACGAUGGAGACCCUCCGCUCUCCAUAGUAGAGCCGGCCCAUCCUCCCUGCCCCCGCCGGGAGCCCCCCUCAGAAUCUUCGGCGGGGCUGGCUGCAGUUGUUCGGGCGGGGCUGAUGGAGGCGGGGCUUCCUGCAGGUGUUCGGGCGGGGUUGACGGAGGCGGGGCUUCCUGCAGGUUUUCGGGCGGGGCUGACGGAGGCAGGGCUUCCUGCAGGUUUUCGGGCGGGGCUGACGGAGGCGGGGCUUCCUGCAGGUGCUCGGGCGGGGCUGAUGGAGGCGGUCCCUCCCAGACCCAAGAAGCCGCGGGGCCUGGAGCUCCCCUCCUCCACCUCCCUGCUGCACCCGGGACUCUCCCUGGACAAGGUCAACGCUGCGGUCAACAGCCUGCUGGCUCCAGGCUGCGGCUCCAACACACUGACCCCCUCCGUCAUCACCUCCCACUCUCUGACUCCAGUGCUCUUGACCCCCAGUCCUCUCCCGUCUACGAUUCACUUCUGGAGCACCUUGUCCCCCAUCGCCCCUCGCUCCCCCGCCAAGCUGUCCUUCCAGUUCCCCACCAACGGCUCCAACCAGAUCCACAUCCCCGCCCUCAGCGUGGAUGGCCUGUCCACCCCUGUCGUGCUCUCUCCCGGACCCCAGAAGCCCUGAGCUGCAGCCCCCCUCUCUGGGCAGGGCCUGGCAGGAGAGUCCCAGGCCUUGGUGGAGGCCUGAAAGGAGGCGUUUGAUUGGCUGUCAGUGGUCGUUAGCGGACAGGAAGGAGAAGGUCUCCUUGCCUCGGCCGUCUUUAGCGUCAUGGUGGAGUCCUUGGGCGCUAGGCAGCUAGCCUAGCCCCGGAGCGCUAGCUGGAUGCUAGAGUGUGUUGGCCUGAUUCAUGCUAACCUGGGAGCUAAGGUUCAGAGGAUCCACAACAUGGGAGAGGCCUAGCGGGAUGCUAACACCUAGCUUGAGUCCGGACGACUGGCUACUGUGCCAACUCAAUCAAGCUAACGCUGGAACCAUUUAAUGUUAUUUCUUUUUUGUCUUUGUUUUAGUUGAUUCUUUUUUUUAUGUUAUUUAUUUCAUAUUUCAGCCCAUAAGACCUUGUAAGUUUGAAUCUGAAGAUUGCCUCAGUCUUCACGUUUACAGAAAGCCCUCACCUUACCCUAAAGCCCCCCCCCCCCCAGAGGCCUGUUGAUUGGCUAUCAUGCAAGCCCCACCCUAAUCCCCUGACCAAAGGCCUGUUUAUUGGCUGUCCGUUUAUAUAGCCCCGCCCCAAUGCCCUCACCACAGGCCUGUUUAUUGGCUGUCGUGCCAGCCCCGCCCUAAUCACCUUCUGCUGGAACUGUCAAUCCAUGCUGUUCGUUAAUUGCUGAUCCUAGGAUAUCUGGCCCCCUAUUGGAGCAGCCAGAGAUAUGAACCAGCCAAUCACGGCCGUCCUGGGCUGUGCAGGACAGCAGAGGAGCUCAGCGUUUGUACCAACGUUUCUUACUCUAGACAGCGUUUUAUAAAGAACAUUUAGAGAGGUGCUGCCCCUCGGGAUGGGGGGGGGGGGGGGGGGUGGAUGAUAGAGGAAGCUGCUCGUCAUACCCCGGCACACAGUGCUGCCCCCGGUGGCGGGAGAGGGCAGUGAAGACUUUUAUAGCCAGGUUUCUGGUUGUCGUUGUUGUUGUGGUUUUUAAACACUGACGGAGGCUUAAUCUCCGGUUGCCAUGGUGACCUGACUGUUGUUGUUGUUGUCGUUGCUAUGUUUGUUCGGGGAGGAUGUUUCCUCUAUAAUCCAGUACCCUGAGGCCAAGGUGAGUCCACGACUAGGGGUCAUCCUUCAGCUGUUGCAUAGCAACCACCCGCCUAGGUGCGAGAGCCAAAAUGGCUGCCACUCUUAUCUAACCCCUUCUUCCUCUCCUCUGUCUCCCCCUGGUGGUGGUUUGAAGAGCUGCUCAUGAAUAGAGUCGGGGACCAAAGAGUCCAACUGAUGCUCCUCCUUGAUUUAUUUACACAUCUGGUCUUUAAGGACCAGUAUUGUGUAGUAAUAUCUGAUGGGUCUUUAGUACUCAGAUUGUUUAAUAAUGUCUGAUUGGUCUUCAAGCACUAUAUUUUAGUAAUGUCUGAUUGUUCUUAAACGACUAGGAUCGUUUAGUAAUGUCUGAUUGAUCUUUAUGGACUAGGAUUGUUUAGUAAUGUCUGAUUGGUCUUAAACGACUAGGGUCGUUUAGUAAUGUCUGAUUGGUGUUAAACGACUAGGAUCGUUUAGUAAUGUCUGAUUGAUCUUUAUGGACUAGGAUUGUUCAGUAAUUUCUGAUGGUCUUAGAAGCGUUGGAGCAUUUAGUCAAUGUCUGAUGUUCUUUAAGGACUAUCGUUGGGUAAUGUCUGGUCUUUAAGAACUAUUGUUUGGUAAUGUCUGAUUGGUCUUUGGGGACUAUCGUUUGGUAACGUCUGAUUGGUCUUUAAGGACUAUCGUUUGGUAAUGUCUGAUCGGUCUUUAAGGACUAUUGUUUGGUAAUGUCUGAUAGGUUUUUAAGGACUAUCGUUUAGUAAUGACUGUUCUGUGCUCUGAGCAUGACUAACAUUUACAAUCUAUUUUUGUACAAGCGACUAGACGGUUCUUCAUGUACAUACGACCGUCAAUUCAUACAGAGAUGUUUAUGGGAUCAUUUGAAAAGUAUAAAGCCUUAAUUUUAAAAGGAAAAGUAUGCCAGAUAUAUAUAUUAAAUGUUAAGAUUUCUUCACGAUGUGCAUCUAUUAAGGCAGGUGUGCUGUGAUAGUGACAAGCCAUUGGUUCUUCAAAGUAAAAGCGUGAACCUUGAUGGGUUCGGCUCAUCAAGGUCAUGACUGUCAAGCUAACUGCACCAGCAACAUGAGGGAUGUUCUUUGUUUACAUGAGAAGGUGGGGUUCACGUUGCCUGCGUUCUGGGACUUAUGAAAUGUACAAUGUCUGUAGCUGCACUUUUAUUGGAACACCUGGGGUUGAAACGUCAAAGUGUUGUUGAGAGGGUUAAAGUUCACCCUCGCGUUCCUCUGAGACUGUUCUCUACUGUAAUCUUUCUGGUCUAAACCACAGAGUCUACUCCCACUCCCUGUAACUAUGGAGACCUGGUCUAAACCACCUCCUGCUACCACAGAAACCUAGCCUACACCCAUUCCCUGUUACCACGGAGACCAAAACCACCUCCUGUUAGCACGGAGACCUGGUCUACAACCCCUCCCUGUAACCAUGGAGACCUGGUCUACGCCACCUCCUGUUACCAUGGAGACCACAACCACUCCCUAUAACCAUGGAGACCUGUUGUAAACCAACUCCUUUUACCAUAGAGACCCCCCCUCCUGUUACCAUGGAGACAACAACCACGUCCAGUUACCAUGGAGACGGCAACCCCCUCCUGUUACCAUGGAGACCGGCUCUACGACCCCCUCCUGUUACCAUGGAGACCCCAACCCCCUCUGUGGUGGAAUGCCGGAUGAGAGGCUGAUGUUCUGGGGGACCAGAGAUGAAUCAGUGUAUCCAAUCACAGUACAGACAUUUAACUACCACCUGAUUGGCCAGGAGGGGUGACGUUGUGAUUGGUGUAAAUAGAGAAGCUGUAAUUUUGUGUCUGUACCAAACCAACGAUGGCUGCAAGCUAUUCCUGAUGUCUUGUUUCUGUGGCCUAUCGUUGCUGUCAGAUGUGCAUGACCCCGCCCCUCCCUGGCCCCUAUUGGCUGGCUGGGGGUUUAUUGAUGAUGGGGGCGGGGUUAACUAUAUUUUUCUGAUGUUCCAGAGCUUAAGAUAAAUGAUUUUUUUAUGUCAUAGAGGACAAAUAAAAAUGACUUGGCGCUCUCUGUCUGCCUGCC